AUGGGAUCAGAUCCAGACUCCCUACGAGAGGAAGUCGUGAGAGAGCUACAGAUCGAGCGGAUCCGACAAGCGCAGAACGAAGAGUCGUGGAUUCUGGGCUUGAAGAAGUACUUGGUUGGAGAGAUCCAGGAUCUGACACGAGAGGAUGCUAAGAUGUUUGGACCUAUUGCUAUGAAUUAUGAAGUGGAUCAGUCGGAUCUACUCUUCUACUGCCCGACAACUAAAGAAGCAGCUGCAGAUCGAGAUAAAUUGAUGCGACUGGUGAUACCUGAGACGCUUCAACAGGACAUUUUACAUCACUAUCACACGAGUCUACAGGGUGGCCAUCAAGGGAUCGGUCGCAUCCGAUCGGAUCCGUGA
Molecule: messenger RNA, 360 nt
Organism: Phytophthora megakarya
Lineage: Eukaryota; Oomycota; Peronosporomycetes; Peronosporales; Peronosporaceae
Source: the annotation of a GenBank genome assembly